CAUGAAGGUUUCCCCUUCAAACACUGGGCGUUGUUUGUCGAGAACGAGAAACACCCUUCGAAAAGUUUCAUUUGCAAUGUUCAAGGUGACGCGGGAAGAUUCCGAUACGAACAGACAUACAAGAAUGCACACACUUCCACCACAUUAGUAGACAUUAUACACGUCGGCUACGUUCUUUCUAGCAACCUCAAGGCUUUGAGAGAUGUUGCAGAAAACAUCCCGAUUCAGAACAAUGAUCCAGCUUGGAAUUGCCAGGACUUUGCCUGGGCUCUUCUUGAAGAGCUUGCUGCUACGGGACUGGUUGAUCCUGAUGACGAAGCAUACAAAAAUGGCCGCAAAACCGUGUGGUCAAAAAUGGAGGGUCUU
Molecule: messenger RNA, 366 nt
Organism: Amorphotheca resinae ATCC 22711
Lineage: Eukaryota; Fungi; Ascomycota; Leotiomycetes; Helotiales; Amorphothecaceae
Exons: 1
Source: RefSeq, a predicted model, not a curated record